AUGCAUUUCUUUAUGCCCUUUUUAGCAAUCUUCUCUUUUCAUUAUUUCUGUGGGUGUUGGAUAACACAAAGAGCUGCCUUAAUAGGUGGCUGGAAUUCUUGUUUUUUGGGGAUAAUGAUUUUGAUUUUUCUUAUUCUCUUUCGGUUAGACUCUUUUCGGAUUUCCAAAAAAUAUGGUAAAAGAUUUUUCCAUUUCAUUUACGUUAUCCUCUUCUUUGUUACGUCACUCUAUUUUGAUUUUUUUAGAUUUUCUUUUUUUAAGAAGUUCGUCUUCGAUUGUCUUUUUUGGGGGGGCUUAGGUGUAAUCGGUCUUCCUCUUCCGUCAUCCGAGGCUGGAAGGAUAGAAGGAAGCAGUAGGGGCUCUGGUUGGACCACUCACGACCUGGACGUCCUAGCAGAGCCCUUUUCGGAAACGGAAAUGGAGGGCACGUCUGGCGGCACUGACACAACUAGCAUUUCGGUCAAUAAGCCGGAGGGAGAACCACCUUUCCCUCGUACCAAUGCCCGCGGGGAUCCAGCGGGCCAUCGAAAGUGUGCCCUUUUCCAUUCCAAGAUGACGAAAUCAUUGGUGGAGACUGCCUCAACAAUGUGUAUCGUAGACUUCUGGAAGCCUUGCAGGCUAAAAAGGGGGAAGACCUCUCCUUAG
Messenger RNA from Beta vulgaris subsp. vulgaris (sugar beet), 645 nucleotides. Lineage: Eukaryota; Viridiplantae; Streptophyta; Magnoliopsida; Caryophyllales; Amaranthaceae. The record is from the annotation of a RefSeq genome assembly.